Messenger RNA from Aspergillus viridinutans, 771 nucleotides. Its product is annotated as putative L-cystine transporter. Gene Ontology annotation, biological process: L-cystine transport. Gene Ontology annotation, molecular function: L-cystine transmembrane transporter activity. NCBI's taxonomy places the organism in Eukaryota, Fungi, Ascomycota, Eurotiomycetes, Eurotiales, Aspergillaceae. The transcript is spliced from 3 exons. The coding region runs from base 1 to 771 and encodes 256 amino acids. The record is from RefSeq and is a predicted model, not a curated record. Gene Ontology annotation, cellular component: vacuolar membrane; fungal-type vacuole.
AUGACUCCGAUCAGUAACUUUCGACGGCGUUCAACAGUCGGGUUGGCCAUUGACUUUCCCACUAUCAACGUCCUGGGCUUCGUCUGCUACACAGCAUAUACAUCUGCCUUUCUUUACUCUCCUGUGAUUCGGCAGCAAUAUGCUGCCCGUCACCCUUCGGACGAGGAGUCGACAGUGCGCUUCAACGACUUUGCCUUUGCGUUGCAUGCUGUCAUCCUCAGCACAUUAGUUUACACACAAUUUUGGCCUAAGAUCUGGGGGUUCAAGGUCUCCCGCUUCCAGACCGUUAGUAGACCGGUUCUUGGCCUCUUCUGGGGCUCCAUUGCAGCGAUAGGUAUAGUAGUUUGCAUUGUUUUGGCUAAGAGCCCUGACGGAGGAUAUGACCCAUCCACCUGGGCAUGGAUCGAUGUGAUUUACGCCCUCUCAUAUGUGAAGUUGAUCAUCACCAUCGUGAAAUAUGUCCCUCAAGCAUGGGUCAAUUAUAAAAGAAAGUCCACAGAGGGGUGGAGUAUCUCCCAGAUACUUUUCGACUUGACUGGUGGGGUUUUGUCCCUUCUGCAACUAGUUUUGGAUUCUUCGUUUCAGAGCGACUGGAGUGGCAUUACUGGAAACCCCGUCAAGUUCUUAUUGUCAAACGUGACCAUCCUGUUUGAUUUGGUCUUUAUCGUACAGCACUAUAUCCUUUACAGAGACUCCCUGGAAGGCAAGAUCAAUCGUCAUCCCGACCUCGUCACUCCCCUAUUGUCGGACCCAAGAGCUGCUAGCGCUUGA